AUGCUUCCUCGCUGUCUUCCGGGUUUGAUUCCCCGUCGUCUCUUCUCUGCUUCUGCUAGAAUGGCCUCUACCACGCCGUUGGAGGAUGUGAUGCGUGAUAAGAUCGCCCACGCAUUCACGCCCUCGAAACUCCAGAUCCGGAACGAUUCCCACCUCCAUGCACACCACGCUGCUAUGGCAGGGUCGGUCUCGAGGGAGACGCAUUUCCAUGUAACGAUCGUCUCCGAUGCGUUCGAGUCGAAGAUGCAAGCCGCUCGCCACCGCAUGGUAUAUGCAUUGUUCAAGGAAGAGAUGGCUCGGGAGGGUGGACUGCAUGCGCUGCAGCUGAAGACGCAGACGCCAGCUGAGGAGCAGCAUGAGAAGGAGCGGAAGGGAAAGGCAUAG
This is a messenger RNA of Penicillium bovifimosum, 384 nucleotides long. RefSeq names its product BolA family protein. Lineage: Eukaryota; Fungi; Ascomycota; Eurotiomycetes; Eurotiales; Aspergillaceae. The transcript has 3 exons. The record is from RefSeq and is a predicted model, not a curated record. The coding region runs from base 1 to 384 and encodes 127 amino acids.